Messenger RNA from Chenopodium quinoa (quinoa), 887 nucleotides. Its product is annotated as protein CURVATURE THYLAKOID 1A, chloroplastic-like. NCBI's taxonomy places the organism in Eukaryota, Viridiplantae, Streptophyta, Magnoliopsida, Caryophyllales, Amaranthaceae. The coding region runs from base 173 to 682 and encodes 169 amino acids. The transcript has 5 exons. The record is from RefSeq and is a predicted model, not a curated record. Gene Ontology annotation, cellular component: thylakoid; chloroplast thylakoid membrane.
UAUGCUACGAAUGGUGGAAAACCAAACUGAACAAAACCCCAAUUUCAAAUAACCAAAUUUCAGCAAAAUUCAACAAUUUUCUCUCCCAUUUUCAAGCACCCACCUUUUAUUUUUUCUGGAGAGAGAAAAUUAGCCUGAAAAAGGGCUUUUUUUGGGUGAUAGAGGUUAUACAAUGGCAGCAUCAGCUUAUGCAGGAACUUCAUCUUCAAUGGCGGCUGCAACUACUGGGUUGCUUCCACGUGUCCACGCUAACCACUCUUCCCGCCUUUUAGCGUUACCUUAUCUCCCUCCUCCCAGUUCCUCUACUUCAUCGUUGAGGAUCUUCUCCAACAAUUUGUCUGAGUCAAGGAGGUUUUCUUCCCUUCAGGUCAAGGCUUCCUCAACAGAAGAUACCUCAGUUGAUAGCACUGAACUACUUAGUGACCUGAAAGAGAAGUGGGAUAAACUUGAGAAUAAGUCCACAGUAAUUAUAUAUGGUGGUGGGGCGUUAGUUGCAGUUUGGAUAUCUUCCAUUCUUGUUGGUGCUAUCAACUCUGUCCCUCUGCUUCCUAAGAUCAUGGAGUUGGUUGGGCUCGGAUACAGUGGAUGGUUUGUUUACCGAUACCUUCUUUUCAAGUCUAGUAGAAAGGAAUUAGCAGAAGACAUCGAAUCAUUGAAGAAGAAAAUUGCUGGAACGGAGUAGAAUUACACGUAGCUACAUCUGACUAGCAAAAUUCAAAAUGAGAGGAUUUGGUUCCUAUCCAUGUUGUAUUAUAGGCCAUAGAGCUACUAUGUAUUCCAAUUGCUUCUGUCUCCAGUUUUAGUAUUGGAAUGUUGUUGAUAUGGAUAAAUCAUAAAUCUACAUGCUAUUUAUAUAUAAUUCAAGUGGCUUUUUGUUGCUCUGUGUA